This is a messenger RNA of Salvia splendens (bonfire salvia), 2175 nucleotides long. RefSeq names its product GTP-binding protein BRASSINAZOLE INSENSITIVE PALE GREEN 2, chloroplastic. The coding region runs from base 26 to 1933 and encodes 635 amino acids. NCBI's taxonomy places the organism in Eukaryota, Viridiplantae, Streptophyta, Magnoliopsida, Lamiales, Lamiaceae. The transcript has 3 exons. Gene Ontology annotation, molecular function: GTP binding. Gene Ontology annotation, cellular component: mitochondrion. The record is from RefSeq and is a predicted model, not a curated record.
CUCAAACCCCUCCACAAGCUAAACGAUGAUACUGAGGAAUCUCUCUCCAUCGAAGCUCAGAAAGCUUCUCUCUCCAUUUUCUCUCACUUCCUAUACACACACCACACCUUUAUCUAACUCCCCUUUCAAUUCAUUAAUCAUCGACCCUUCGCCCUCUUAUCCCCUUCCCCAAAACCCUGCUAAAACCCUACCUUUUCUAUUUUUUUCAAACCCCUUUUCUUCACAAUCCGGAAAGAACAAAUCUUUCUCUAAUUCACUACUAACCCGCGAUGGCAAUUACGAGGAAGCCACUGAGGAAACAUUCGCUAUUUGCCCUGGCUGCGGUAUCCAAAUGCAGGAUUUUGAUCCCAAGCAACCAGGGUACUCCGUCAAGCCCUCUGCGAAGGGAGAAAACUAUAAGAAAUUUAAAAAAAUGACUCCGAUUUUGGACGAAUCAGAAAUCUCCGACUCCCUUAAACGAGGAAUCGCAAAUGAGAUACUGGAAGUUGAUAGAACUGAUAGUCUUGAAACAGCAGACGACGUGUUCGAUGAACUGCCUGACAGAGGUGGGAAGGAAAGGGCUAACCAGAAGCCUAUUGUUUGCUCUAGGUGCCACAGCUUGAGGCAUUAUCAGAAGGUGAAGGAUCCUGGUGUGGAGAAUUUGUUGCCUGAUUUUGAUUUUGAUCACACCGUUGGUAGGAGGCUGAUGUCGAUUAGUGGGGCGAGAACUGUAGUUUUGCUGGUGGUGGAUGCUGCUGAUUUUGAUGGAUCGUUUCCAAGAAAAGUAGCAAAUUUGGUGUCUAACACAAUUGAUGAGAAUGCAAGAUCUUGGAAGGAAGGGAAAUCCGGCAAUAUACCGAGGAUUGUGUUAGUAGCGACCAAGAUUGAUCUUUUACCUAGCAGCAUUUCCCCAACUAGGCUCGAGCAUUGGGUUCGUACACAAGCAAGGGAAGGUGGGGCGGGAAGGCUCGCCAGUGUGCAUUUGGUGAGUGCUGUGAGGGAUUGGGGGUUGAAGACUUUGGUUGAUGAUGUGGUUACCUUUGCUGGCCCAAGAGGGCACGUGUGGGCUGUGGGUGCUCAGAAUGCUGGGAAGAGCACGCUGAUUAACGCGAUAGGGAAGUGUGUGGGGACGAAAGCGACUCAUGUAACGGAGGCAUCAGUGCCUGGGACUACCUUAGGGAUUGUGAGGAUUGAGGGAGUUCUUCCUGGGAAGGCCAGGUUGUUUGAUACGCCCGGGCUUCUGCACCCUUAUCAGAUUUCGACUAGGUUGAAUGCAGAGGAGCAGAAGCUUUGUCGUAUUGACAAGGAGUUGAAGCCGAGGACAUAUAGGAUCAAGGCAGGAUAUUCAAUUCAUAUCGGUGGGCUGUUCAGGUUGGAUGUCGAAGAAUCCUCAGUAGAUUCAAUCUAUGUUACGGUAUGGGCUUCAUCUUUGAUUCCUUUGCAUAUGGGGAGGACGGAGAAUGUAAGCUCAAUGUUGGAAGAACACUUUGGCCGUCAGUUGCAGCCUCCGAUUGGGGAGGGGAGAGUGGAGAAGCUCGGAAAAUGGGUGAAAAAGGAAAUCCAAGUCUGUGGGGAGAGCUGGGAUUCGAGUUCCGUUGACAUUGCUGCUGCUGGCCUUGGUUGGUUUGCUGUUGGGCUCAAGGGAGAAGCGGCGUUGGCUGUGUGGACAUACGACGGGGUUGAAGUAACAGCGCGACAUGCUUUGCUUCCUCAAAGGGCAAAGAAUUUUGAAGUUGCAGGAUUCACAGUGUCGGAGAUUGUGUCCAAAGCUGAUCGAGCUAGGAGUAAGCAAGGCCCGAAGAAGAAGAAGAGCAGCAGCCUGAAAAGUGCAGGUUCAACGGCUUCCUCUGUGUCGAAUGAUGGUGAAGAUUCAAGUUCAGAUUCGUCGUCGUCUUCUUCUGGUGAAGAUCUGAAUUCAGAUGAUUCAGCUGCAGUUUCCACCUCUAGAUGUUGAAUGGGAUACAAGGAAAAAGUUUCACUCAUCCCUACAGAGGGAGGCUAGAGAUUAUUCAGGAAUUGAAUUAGUAGUUUAUUAUUCUUUGUUUUGGUCGAAAAAAUGACCCUUUGAUUGGUUAGACCGUAGAUAGUUGUUUUAAUCUUAGACAACCAAUUUGUGUAAGUUGAUCAACAUUAUACCUUGACAUGUUGUUUAACAUAGUGAAUUGAUUUGAGUCGUGACUCAUUGUUUCUACAAAA